Messenger RNA from Tachyglossus aculeatus (Australian echidna), 1752 nucleotides. RefSeq names its product receptor accessory protein 4 (gene REEP4). Gene Ontology annotation, molecular function: microtubule binding. The transcript has 8 exons. The record is from RefSeq and is a predicted model, not a curated record. Gene Ontology annotation, cellular component: endoplasmic reticulum membrane; endoplasmic reticulum tubular network; cytoplasmic microtubule. Bases 117 to 899 code for a protein of 260 amino acids. NCBI's taxonomy places the organism in Eukaryota, Metazoa, Chordata, Mammalia, Monotremata, Tachyglossidae. Gene Ontology annotation, biological process: endoplasmic reticulum tubular network organization.
GUGCAACUUUCAAGUUGGUCGCCCAGAUUGGUCCUUGGUCGCCCGGCCACCAGCCCCCCCUCCCCACCAGCCCAGGGGUCCCACCCCCACCCCACUCCGGGCCUCCAGCCGGCGGGAUGGUGUCCUGGAUGAUCUGCCGCUUGGUGGUGCUGGUAUUUGGCAUGCUGUAUCCUGCCUAUGCCUCAUAUAAGGCUGUGAAGACCAAGAACAUUCGGGAAUACGUCCGCUGGAUGAUGUACUGGAUCGUCUUUGCCCUCUUCAUGACAAUCGAAACCUUCACAGACAUCUUCAUCUCCUGGUUCCCUUUCUACUAUGAGAUCAAGAUGGCAUUCGUGGUGUGGCUGCUGUCCCCUUACACCAAGGGCGCCAGCCUGCUCUAUCGCAAGUUUGUGCACCCAGCCCUGGCUCGCCGGGAGAAGGAGAUCGACUCGUAUAUCGUGCGGGCCAAGGAGCGCAGUUAUGAGACCGUGCUGAGCUUCGGAAAGCGGGGGCUCAACAUUGCCGCUUCGGCUGCUGUGCAGGCUGCCGCCAAGAGCCAGGGUGCGCUGGCCGGACGGCUGCGGAGCUUCUCCAUGCAGGAUCUGCGGACCAUCCCCAGUGACCCCGUCCCCGCCUACCGGGAUCCGCUGUACCUGGAGGACCAGGAGCCGGACCCAAGACCUCCCAUCGGAUACCACGCGCGAGGGUUGCGGUUCGGGCCGGACAGUGACUCCGAGGAAGAAUGCUGGUCGGACUCUGAGGUCUCCUCCCAACCUCCACCCCGCCCCCGGGAGAAGCCGUUGGCCCGGAGCCAGAGUCUGCGGGUGGGCAAGAAAAAGCCCACGUUGAGAGAGACUACAUCACGCUCCCUGAAGAGUCGGACGCGGAGAAAGGUGGUCCCGUCAGAACUGGACAAUUAGCUCCAUCCGGUUUUAGCUCUUACUCUGAGGGUAUCCUGUGCCCUUCCUCCUCUUCCUCCUUUGGCUUCUUGUGUGCCCUCAGCAGCCCGGGGCAGGCCCUUGGAGGACCGGAUUGGGCAAAAAGAGGUGGUCUCUCUCUGAUGGUGUGAAGCAGAUUUUCUGAGCUCUUGACCAUCCCGAUGUCUGUGUCCCGUCCCCCUUCUCCGCUUCCGUCCCCACCACUCCCGGCUCUCCGGGGCAGUGGCUCCAGCCCUAGCUGAUCCCCGGGCUACCCCUGGCCUCUGACAGCCUGAGGGAACCCCAACUCCUGCCCUGGAGUGUCAGCAGGGAAUUGAGUCCCAGGCCCCCUUCUUUCCCUGCCACAGGUCAGCCCGCAGCCUCUAAUCCCCCAGGUCCCUGCCGCCUGAUUUCUUCCGCCGGCCCUUUGGGGUUGGGGGGUUCUCACGGGCCACCAAGGGCUCCGAUGAUACCAAAGCAGCUCUCCCCCCACAGCUUCUUUCCUUGGGGGGGGGCUAUUUAUUGCCUUUCCUUACCCACUCUCCCGGCACCCUCUCUCUUCCUCCCUCCCCACCUUCCCACCUGAGGGCAAUGGGAGACGUGAACCCCAAUUCCAGCGUGGUGCCAGCAGUCCUCCAGCUCCUGGCAACUCAAUCUCUCUUCCCAGGUCCAGCUCUGUCCGUUCUGCCCCUGGUUUCCUUCCUGUUCCCCAGAUACUUGACUGGUCCUCCUUCUACACCUUUGUGUGUGCGUGCGUAUGCAUAUAUAUGUGUGUGUGUUCAUUGUGUGUGUCCAGUGUGUGAAUGACUAACUGGAUUUUUGUCUUCUGAUAAAUAAAUUCAUGGAUUUUUUUUAA